CUGCUUGUAAAAAUGGGCUAUACAAAUAAAGUUGUCUUGUCUAGUCUUGUAUAUUCCAGAUGGAGAUGGAGUAUAUCCAUUCAGCGUGUUAUUUAUAUCAUACAGCUUUUGGCAGCAGACAAAACUUUCGUUGGUUUACUAGAGCUGAUUUUAAGAGCAUUUUACAGUCUCCAGACUGGCAUGGCAGCCCACUAGACUUCGUGUCAUCCAUAAACCCACCAGAGUUAGCCUUCUCCUCGACCCCUCCCCGUGUGUGACUACAGUGUGUCACACUGGUGUGUGUGUGUGUGUGUGUGUGUGUGGAGGGGGGGGGGGGUGAAAGUUCACCAGCAUGGCUCUCCCGUAUCGAGUCACAACGUUUGAGAGUUAGAUUCUACAGAAGGCUUCGGGCCAAACCAGAAACAAGACGCCAGUCGAAGAAAUCAGAAAUGACUAGUGAUGGGGUUCCAGCGCUGAGCCAGGGCGACGACGAGGAGGACAAAGCUGGAAAUUAUUACAGCGACGAAGAUGACCUGGAGGCGUUUUCCGACACCGAGCUGGGCUGUGAGGACGGAGUGUUGGGCUUCAGCGAUUCCCUGAAUGGAGAGGUCAAACCUCGUAUACUGUUGAUGGGCCUGCGGAGGAGUGGGAAGUCCUCCAUCCAGAAAGUGGUUUUCCAUAAAAUGUCACCCAAUGAGACCCUUUUUCUGGAGAGCACCAAUAAGAUCUGCAGAGAGGACGUCUCCAGCAGCUCCUUUGUCAGCUUCCAGAUCUGGGACUUCCCCGGUCAGAUCGACUUCUUCGACCCCACCUUUGACUAUGAAAUGAUCUUUCGAGGCACUGGAGCACUAAUCUUUGUUAUUGACUCACAGGAUGACUAUGUGGAGGCUCUGAGCAGACUGCAUCUGACAGUGACCAGGGCCUACAAAGUCAACCCAGACAUCAACUUCGAGGUGUUCAUUCACAAAGUGGACGGCCUGUCAGAUGACCAUAAGAUUGAGAAGCAGAGGGACAUUCACAAACGAGCCAAUGAUGACCUUGCAGACGCCGGCCUGGAACGAAUACACCUGAGCUUCUAUCUGACCAGUAUUUACGACCACUCCAUAUUCGAGGCUUUCAGUAAAGUGGUCCAGAAGCUCAUUCCACAGCUGCCUACACUGGAAAACCUGCUCAACAUUUUCAUAUCUAACUCAGGUAUUGAGAAGGCCUUCCUGUUCGAUGUGGUCAGUAAGAUUUACAUUGCCACAGACAGCAGUCCAGUGGACAUGCAGACAUAUGAACUGUGCUGUGACAUGAUCGAUGUGGUCAUUGACAUCUCCUGCAUCUAUGGUCUGACCGACAGUGAAGGUGGUUUACCGUAUGACAAGGAGUCUAUGGCGAUCAUCCAUUUGAACAACACCACAGUCAUGUACCUGAAGGAGGUCACCAAGUUCCUUGCCAUUGUCUGCUUCCUCCGCAAGGAAAGCUUUGAGAGGAAAGGACUGAUUGACUACAACUUCCACUGCUUCAAGAAUGCCAUCCAGGAGGUAUUUGAUGUUCGAGUGAAAGUUCAACAAAACCGGAAACUCCUCAGUCAGAGGAGAUGGAGCAAACUGACUGUGUCCAGUGGAGUGCUCAGCAACCCCCACUGAGGGUUAAUGACAUCAUCAGACAAUCAAAUGACAAAUCCGGAACACUUUAUCCUUAAUUUAAAGGAAAGCCUUAAGUGUUUUCAUAUUACUGGGCAUUGUUUGGUCUCUUUUACCCACGCUGACUCUCACUUCUGUCCUCCACUGCCUCCAUAGACCAUAAACUGUAUAUAACCAGGCUGAAUAGAUUUACUAACCUUUUUCUCUUCAAGUAGUCUCCAUGGGAAAUACAUUGAAGAUUUAUUGAUUCAUUCUGUAAGAGGUGAGGGUAAUCUGCUUAAUAUGGAACAGAUG
Scatophagus argus is the source of this 1901-nucleotide messenger RNA. RefSeq names its product ras-related GTP binding D (gene rragd). The coding region runs from base 429 to 1610 and encodes 393 amino acids. Gene Ontology annotation, molecular function: GTP binding; GTPase activity. Lineage: Eukaryota; Metazoa; Chordata; Actinopteri; Scatophagidae. Gene Ontology annotation, cellular component: Gtr1-Gtr2 GTPase complex; nucleus; lysosome. Gene Ontology annotation, biological process: regulation of autophagy; cellular response to starvation; cellular response to amino acid stimulus. The record is from RefSeq and is a predicted model, not a curated record. The transcript is spliced from 7 exons.